This is a messenger RNA of Lacerta agilis (Sand lizard), 2482 nucleotides long. It is a transcript of the gene SRPK1, whose product is annotated as SRSF protein kinase 1. Lineage: Eukaryota; Metazoa; Chordata; Lepidosauria; Squamata; Lacertidae. The record is from RefSeq and is a predicted model, not a curated record. Gene Ontology annotation, biological process: regulation of mRNA processing; protein phosphorylation; spliceosomal complex assembly. The coding region runs from base 16 to 2316 and encodes 766 amino acids. The transcript has 16 exons. Gene Ontology annotation, molecular function: ATP binding; protein kinase activity.
GCAUGCGCUCCGCCCAUGGGACUAGGGGAGGCGGGCGAGGGGCCUGACGCGCGGCUCCGGCUCCUGCCUGUCACGCAGAGCAGGGGGCGGUGCCGCAAGCGUUUGGAAGAGCCAGGGGGAGUGGCCUUCCUCGGGAGCCCCAGCUCGGAAGGAAGUGACAGCAGCGGCGAGGAGAUCUGGUGGCGCGCGCAACGGCGGGCGAAGAUACCAGUCGUACGCACGCGCCGACCGGCUCUCCCGCGGCCAGCGCAGGCGCAGGAAAUAUCCUUGGAGCGCACGCGCGGGGGGUCGCGGGGGCUGCUGUCUCUAGCCGCCAUGGAGAGGAAAGUUCUAGCAUUGCAAGCCCGGAAGAAGCGGACUAAAGCCAAGAAGGAAAAAGCCCAGAGAAAGCCAGAAACCCAACAUCGAGGCCCUGCUGCCCAUUCAGAGAAUGAUCUUCCUGAACAAGAAGAGGAAAUCCUGGGAUCAGAUGAUGAUGAGCAGGAAGAUCCCAAUGAUUACUGCAAAGGAGGCUACCAUCUUGUUAAAAUAGGGGAUCUGUUUAAUGGAAGAUACCAUGUGAUCCGGAAGCUGGGAUGGGGACACUUUUCUACAGUGUGGUUAUCUUGGGACAUCCAGGGGAAGAGGUUUGUGGCAAUGAAAGUUGUAAAGAGUGCUGAACACUACACAGAAACAGCAUUGGAUGAAAUCAAACUGCUGAAAUCUGUCCGCAAUACUGACCCAGACGACCCAAACAGAGAGAGAGUAGUUCAGUUAUUAGAUGACUUCAAAAUCUCAGGAGUAAAUGGUUCCCAUAUUUGUAUGGUGUUUGAAGUUUUAGGGCACCAUCUUCUGAAAUGGAUCAUCAAAUCAAAUUAUCAGGGUCUUCCACUACUCUGUGUAAAAAGAAUCAUCCACCAGGUUUUGCAGGGACUGGACUAUUUGCACGCCAAGUGUCGGAUUAUCCACACUGAUAUUAAACCAGAGAACAUUCUGCUGUGUGUUAAUGACCAGUACAUCCGCAGGCUGGCUGCAGAAGCAACAGAGUGGCAGAGAUCUGGAGCCCCCCCUCCUUCUGGCUCUGCAGUGAGUACUGCACCACAGCCCAAACCAGCUGACAAAAUGUCAAAAAAUAAGAAAAAGAAAUUGAAAAAGAAACAGAAACGACAAGCGGAGCUGCUGGAGAAGCGAAUUCAGGAAAUUGAGGAGAUGGAGAAGGAAGCAAUCCCUCUGCAAGUAGAGCCUGAGGAGCAGCAAGAGGAGCAGCAAGAAAUUCCACAGCCACUUGAGCUGCUCUUAAAAGAAAGCCCUCCAGAUGAAGAGCUGCCAGAAAAGACAGAUGACAUUUCCCUUGUAUCAGAGCAAGCUGUCUUAAUGGAAGGAGUUGAAAAAUGCAUAACAGAGAUCAACUGUAAUGGAGUGGUGCAAAUGGCUGCCUUCUCAGAGUCCAUCAACCAAGUGUCAGUGAGACUCGAGGAAGACCUUCACAAUGCCAAUGAUUGCAGCAGGCCCUCUCAGGAGCAGGAGGAGGAGGAAGAGGAGGAAAGCUGUGCUUACAACCAAAGUAAUGGUGGCCCAGAGGCCAGAAUACAGGAAGCAUUUUCAGACUCCUGCGAGCCCUUAAUUUCGGAGGUUGCAGAUUCAAUGAUAUGCCAAGCAGCUUCAAGCGACCAACAGUAUUUUAGUGAACAGCAGAUCAGCCAUUUGCAAGAGAGCAUCAGGGCAGAAAUCCCUUCGGAGGAUGAGAAUGAGAAUAAUGAGUCAUCUGAGAACAGCCAAGGAAAAUCGGCUGCUGGAAAUUUCCUCCUUAAUCCUCUUGAGCCAGUGAAUGCAGAUAAGCUCAAAGUGAAGAUAGCUGACCUAGGAAAUGCUUGCUGGGUGCAUAAACAUUUCACUGAGGACAUUCAGACACGGCAAUACCGAUCUUUGGAAGUAUUGAUUGGAGCCGGUUAUAGCACCCCAGCUGAUAUUUGGAGUACAGCCUGCAUGGCCUUCGAACUGGCUACGGGUGACUAUCUGUUUGAGCCUCACUCUGGGGAAGAUUACUCAAGGGAUGAAGACCAUAUUGCAUUAAUCAUAGAACUUCUGGGGAAAAUACCUCGCAAGCUCAUUGUGGCUGGAAAAUACUCCAAGGAGUUCUUCACCAAAAAAGGUGAUCUGAAGCACAUCACCAAACUGAAGCCAUGGGGCCUUUUUGAAGUUUUGGUGGAGAAAUACGAGUGGUCCCAAGAAGAGGCAGCUGCAUUCACAGACUUCUUAUUACCUAUGCUGGAACUGAAUCCUGAGAAGAGAGCUACAGCAGCACAGUGUCUCAGGCACCCCUGGCUCAACUCCUAGAUGUAUUGGCCCUAUAACUGGGUUUACAGCAUAAUAUAUACACACCUAGAUGUCCCAGCUGCCCCUUCCCUCUCCUCCCAGGUCAAUUUUUUCCUUGUUGAUUUUCAGAGUGAAGCUUCUCCUUGAGGGCUUUUGAGAUUUUAGAUAAAUCUAACCGUUCAUGUGA